AUGAGAUCCGAUCGUGGAGGGGAGUUCAUGUCCAAAGAAUUUUUGAAGUAUUGUGAAGAUAACGGCAUUAGAAGACAGUUGACGAUGCCGAGAACCCCUCAACAAAAUGGAGUAGCGGAAAGGAAGAACAGGACAAUCCUUGAGAUGGCGAGAAGCAUGCUCAAAAGUAAAAACCUACCAAAAGAGUUGUGGGCGGAAGCAGUUGCAUGCGCAGUGUAUCUAUCAAACCGAUCUCCAACAAGAAGCGUUUCAGGAAAAACACCACAAGAAGCUAGGAGCGGAAGAAAGCCCGGUGUUUCACAUCUACGAGUCUAUGGAAGUAUUUCUCAUGCUCAUGUACCGGACGAGAAGCGGAGCAAGCUAGAUAAUAAAAGCGAGAAAUACAUCUUCAUUGGUUAUGACGCCAACUCCAAAGGCUACAAGCUCUACAAUCCUGAGACAAAGAAGACAAUAAUCAGUCGAAAUGUCAUAUUUGAUGAAGAAGGAGAAUGGGAUUGGAGAUCCAAUGAUGAAGAUUAUAACUUCUUUCCCCACAUUGAAGAAGAGGAUCUGGAGCAACCAGCAGAGGAACCUAUUGCGCCACCUACUCCACCAACUCCGCCAACAACAAGUUCUCAAGGAGAUGAAAGUUCAAGCGAAAGGUCUCCGCGGUUUAGGAGCUUGCAAGAGAUUUAUGAGGAAACAUGGAGAAAUGCAAUGGAUGAAGAAGUAAAGUCGAUACAGAAGAGUGAUACAUGGGAGUUAGCUUCACUUCCAAAUGGGCAUAAGGCGAUUGGCGUGAAGUGGGUUUACAAAAAAAAUAAGAACUCUCAAGGAGAAGUUGAGAGAUACAAGUUAAGAUUGGUCGCAAAGGGCUAUAGUCAAAGAGCUGGAAUCGACUAUGAUGAGGUAUUCGCUCCUGAUGCUUGA
Messenger RNA from Microthlaspi erraticum, 909 nucleotides. NCBI's taxonomy places the organism in Eukaryota, Viridiplantae, Streptophyta, Magnoliopsida, Brassicales, Brassicaceae. The record is from the annotation of a GenBank genome assembly.